ACACACAAACAAAACAAAGGUUCAAGAGAAGAAAAAGAAAACAGCAUGACACACCUAACUCAUUCUUUGCCCUUCUUCUUCUCCUGCUUGUCUAUGCUUCUAUGUUUGUCCACUGCAGGAAGCAGACCUGCUCAUGGUCCAGCUUAUCUAAACCCCUAUGCUUUCUCUCCCGAAGCUUACGAUUUCUUUCACCCAAAAGCAUCACUUCCUAACAAUAUUCCACCAAGAGACUCGCCUUCUUCGUCUUCACUUUCACCUUCACCAUCACCUUCAAAGGCCUCUAAUGUAGAAACAGAUACACAAGGAAGUAAAUUUUCAUCAGAAGAGCACACGAAUGAGAGUAUCAGAGAAGAAGAAGGACGAGGAGAAACCGUUGGAAUAGUGUUAGGCGUUUCUUUCGCGGCUUUUGUUUUGAUGGGAGCUUACUUUGUGAUCAAGAAACGACGAGCAAAUAGAACCCGCACGAUUGUAAUCCAGUCUAAUGCUUGAAUUAACCAAAAAAACAUUAUUUAAAGAUUUUGUCAAAUUGCUACUUGUGUGAUUCCUAUGCAGUAUCACCCUGAUGCAAAAUGUUAGCAAAUCACUAAAACUUCAAAUCUUUGUUAUCAACCGUUCACCUCAUUAUGCUAAGUGGGCUGGAUUAAUGAGCUUUAGUUUCUAUUAAAGAUGUAAAAAUGGGCUUCAAACAACAUUAUCUUUGCCCCAUUUUACGCUUGCAGAGAACUGCCGACAAAAAAAUAAUACUACUACAUACAUUUUUUUUUUGUUAAAUGUAUAAACCUUAUUUGGAUUUUUAAUUGGUGUCAGAAAAAUAAUUAAUU
Messenger RNA from Brassica napus (rape), 821 nucleotides. RefSeq lists its product as uncharacterized. NCBI's taxonomy places the organism in Eukaryota, Viridiplantae, Streptophyta, Magnoliopsida, Brassicales, Brassicaceae. Bases 46 to 489 code for a protein of 147 amino acids. The record is from RefSeq and is a predicted model, not a curated record. The transcript has a single exon.